AUGGACAUGAUAAGAACCUUCAAAAGUACUCAUCCGUCAAAGGAAUACGAGGAGUUGUCUGAACAAGUGAUAGCUUAUGCUCACGGUCUUCCAUCAGCUUUAGAAGUACUAGGUUCCUUUUUAUGUGGAAAAAGUGUAAAUCAAUGGGAAAGUGCUUUGGAUAGGCUGAAGAAGUAUCCAAACAAGGACAUUACGAAAGUACUUCAAAUCAAUUUUGAUGGACUUGAGGAUAUAGAGAAAAGUAUUUUCCUAGAUAUCGCAUGCUUCUUCAAUGGAUUUGAAGAAGACAAUGUUAUUCAAAUUAUGGAUAGUUGUGGUUUCUUUCCAGAAAUCAGGAUAAGAGUUCUUAUUGAUAAAUCUCUCCUACAUGUUGACAAUGAUGGCAAAGUUUGGAUGCAUGACCUAUUGCAAGACACGGGAAAGGAAAUUGUACGGGAAAAAUCUCGCAAUGAACCUGGAAGAUGCAGUAGAAUAUGGGAUUAUGAUAAUUUACGUCACGUUUUAGAGUAUAACAUGGUAAGAGGUUUUCUAACAUAA
Messenger RNA from Ziziphus jujuba (common jujube), 537 nucleotides. Its product is annotated as disease resistance protein RUN1-like. Gene Ontology annotation, biological process: defense response. The transcript has 2 exons. The coding region runs from base 1 to 537 and encodes 178 amino acids. The record is from RefSeq and is a predicted model, not a curated record. NCBI's taxonomy places the organism in Eukaryota, Viridiplantae, Streptophyta, Magnoliopsida, Rosales, Rhamnaceae.